AUGAGCACAGGCUUUGGAAAGACAAUGGCGUGCGCCAUGCAUGCAAUGGCGAUGGUAUACGCCAUACAUGCAAUGCCGCUGCAGGAAAGGACAGAAGGCAUAAGUGUGUGGAGCUAUAGCGAGCCGGACAGCUUUCUCACGUGGAAAAGCUACCGCGAAGAGCCCAUUUUUUUUAUGAAGUCGCACGGCGAGACAAACCCAAGCCCGGAUUUUCGAAUUCAGUACUUUUCGCAGAACAGCAAAAACCCGAUCGAGCACAGGCUGCCCGUCAAAAUCUUGACAGAAAAAGGAGAGGCCCUUGGGCUGUGUAAUCUUAAGGUGCGCUCGAUUGUUCCGCAAAAUGAGCCAAUGUGCAGCAGCAUGUGGGUUUUUGUGCCAAGGCAGCAGGGCGGGUUCUUCAUAAAGCCGCAACACAACCAGGCGAUUUGCCUGAACAAUUCUUAUAUGGGAUACAUCACGGCGGAGCCGUGCCGAGAGGAAUGGUCUUCCAUGGGGUUUAUGUAUGGCACGCCGGAUAUGCGAAGGGCUUUUCUGAUGCUGAGAGACUUAGUCGACAUGACAAAGGAAAACUCCGUAAAGAACGACUUGGCCCACAUUUUAUCUACAGGCAAGUACAUGUAUGGGCAGACGGGCCAUGCGCAUGCGGCCAUAGAAGCACCGCCUCCUUACACGUACACAGCGCUAAAAGAGGAUGCACCGCCUCCGUAUGAAGCACUGGACGAGAAGAAAGAGCCUCCUCCGUAUGAUGAGCUGGACGAGAAGAAAGAGCCUCCAAGAAAAAUGCACUAUAAAUCGUACAAAAAGCGCAUAUAUCGCCCUCCGCAUCGCUCUAAAGAAAAAAAGCACGAGUUUGAGCAUGCGCUAAAUGGCAAGAGCAUUCUGGACAUAGACUAUUCCUCUGUAAACAAAAUGCGGUCGUUUCUCGACACGCCCAGCCCAGGCAUAGGCUUAACCCGAAGCCUGCGAAAUCAGUCCGUCCGAAAGCUUCUGAGGAGGCUACGGCGCAUACAGGCAAGAGCACACAUUAGGUUUAACGGGAGCCUCAAGAAUUGCAACUACUAUGAAUGUGUAUAA
Molecule: messenger RNA, 1074 nt
Organism: Nematocida major
Lineage: Eukaryota; Fungi; Microsporidia
Exons: 1
Coding region: 1-1074 (357 amino acids)
Source: RefSeq, a predicted model, not a curated record